Messenger RNA from Closterium sp. Naga37s-1, 882 nucleotides. The record is from the annotation of a GenBank genome assembly. NCBI's taxonomy places the organism in Eukaryota, Viridiplantae, Streptophyta, Zygnematophyceae, Desmidiales, Closteriaceae.
AUGCCUCCGAAGGCAAGAUCUGCUAAGCCUGUUAAGCCUGCCAUGAUGGACCCUGCUGCUGCUGCGGUUACGCUUGCGACUCCAGCCGCAGGUCCUUCAUCAAGGCCGAUCUCGGCUUCCGCCGUUCCGUCUAAGUCGGCGCGUACGCUUUUUGCGGAAGAUGACACGGUGUUCCUGACAUUGUCGGCCAAGCUGGCUGCUAUCAGGAUUGAACAAGCUGCUGGUGGGAAGCAAGACAAUGGCAAAGGGAAGGAUGCUGAUUUCAAGGAUGCUGUGUCAGACGCGGAGGAGGAUCACUCUGCAGAGGAGGUAGAAGGUGUCGAAUCUGGUGCUGCUCGGCGUACCUGCUUCCUUGAUGAUGAGGAUGAUGGCCUCUUGGCGCAUGACCCGAAGGAAUGUUUUGAGGAGAAAGCGAAGGAGGAGCUGGCGGCGAAGCUGCGCUUUCCGCUCACCCUCCUGAUUCCAAAUGAUCGUCUGCAAGAGGUUCGGCGCACGCAGGCGACGGUUAAGGAGCUGCUGAGUUUAUGGGUGAAUUGCAAUGAGCUUACGGAGAAUGCGGCUAAGACAACGACCUUCCAGGAUCUUAACCCAGGUUACAUUGCGAAGAAGCUCUAUGGUCCGGCUGCGACUGUAGCCACGGCGACGACCAAGAUUGUCCUCAAGGACCACGCGCUUGUGCUGAUCUCAACGACCAGCAAUCGGGAGGAGUGGGUCUGCCUGCUGGAGUGCUGCGAGAAGGGGAAAGGUGGUUCUUUCGAACAAGCUGCUCAUCAUGUGCUAUCCCAGCGUCAUCGGGGGGGGCUGGCGAAGCAGGGUGCGGCAACGCGUGUGCUCAAGGCCAAUCUGAGUCUCCGCGUGUUGCGCAAGGAGUAUGGGGUCUAG